UUGCCCUGCAGGAGGACACGAACAGGAUGUCGGCCAACGCCCUCGCCAUCGUGUUCGCUCCCUGCAUCCUCCGCUGCCCCGACACCAUCGACCCGCUGCAGAGCGUCCAGGACAUCAGCAAAACCACAGCGUGUGUGGAGCUGAUCAUCAAUGAGCAGAUGGGCAAGUACAGAGCUCGCCUGAAGGACAUCAGCAGUCUGGAGUUUGCAGAAAGCAAAGCCAAGAGCCGACUGACCCACAUCAGGAGGUCCAUGUGCAAAGGCCGCGUUCAGCAAAGCAGCACCAACACGCUGUCGCCGCCUCUCAGCCCCAAAGUGCCCCCAGUGGUGGUGGAUGGAGAGAGUGAUGGAAGUGGAGGCGGAGGAGAAGGAGGAAAGGGAGAAGGAGACGAAGGAGGAGAAGGAGAAGAAGGAGCAGAGGAAGCAGCAGAGGCCGGGCUGAGUGAUCAGCAGCAGAUGGCGAUGCAGCAGGAAGAGAGGAUCCUCACCGAGCAGAUCGAGAGCCUGCAGAAAGAGAAGUAUGACGCCCCUCUGGUUCAUCUUUAACAAAGCCUAGCAGAUGUCAUUGGAAGUGUUUUGGUUUCAUAUGUCA
Molecule: messenger RNA, 591 nt
Organism: Notothenia coriiceps (black rockcod)
Lineage: Eukaryota; Metazoa; Chordata; Actinopteri; Perciformes; Nototheniidae
Product: unconventional myosin-IXa-like
Exons: 3
Coding region: 27-545 (172 amino acids)
Biological process (GO): intracellular signal transduction; establishment of epithelial cell apical/basal polarity
Cellular component (GO): axonal growth cone; actin filament
Molecular function (GO): actin filament binding; GTPase activator activity; microfilament motor activity
Source: RefSeq, a predicted model, not a curated record